AUAAAAGAUGAUGAUGUGCUGCUCACGGGAUUUGUUGUCCUCAUUUUGUUGCUGUUAGGAGAGUGCGUGUUUAAGAUGAAAGAAAUGCACUUGCACGGCCUACAAGUGAGAAGUCCUGGUGGCUGGAUGGAGGAGAUGCAUUUCUGCAAUGGGAUUGCUGUCCAUCCUGCGUAAGCUAAAGAGCACACCCGACCAGGAGGUUAGGAUACUACUUCUGGGGCUGGACAACGGCGGGAAGACCACCUUGCUCAAACAGCUGGCAUCUGAGGACAUCAGCCACAUCACCCCCACACAGGGAUUCAACAUUAAAAGCGUCCAGUCUCAGGGUUUUAAACUGAAUGUUUGGGACAUUGGAGGACAGAGGAAGAUCAGGCCGUACUGGAGGAACUACUUUGAAAACACAGAUGUGCUGAUUUAUGUCAUCGACAGCGCUGACAGAAAAAGAUUUGAGGAAACGGGUCAGGAGCUGGCUGAGUUGUUGGAUGAAGAGAAGUUGAGCGGCGUUCCGGUGCUGAUCUUUGCUAACAAGCAGGACCUGCUGACAGCUGCGCCGGCCUCCGAGAUCGCAGAGGGUCUCAAUCUGCACACCAUUCGGGACCGCAUGUGGCAGAUCCAGUCCUGCUCUGCCCUCACUGCUGAGGGGAUUCAGGAGGGGAUGAAUUGGGUCUGCAAGAGCGUGAACUCCAAGAAAAAAUAGCUUUGCUUCUAGUCUUCUUCUACUCAGGAGGAACAGCAGCAGCAGCAGCAGCAACCACACACACACACACACUGACACACAUUGCACCCUCCUGAGCCUUAGUACGAUGGGAUAUACCUGUGAAUGUAAACACACUACUAAUCCAACAUGGACUUGGAGUUUUUAAUCCCCUGUAUUCUUUACAUUCCUGUAUCGCUGAUGUUUAUUAAUCUCAACACUUCGUCCUACAUGGGCCUCUACAAAGAGGAGCGGGGUUUUGACUUCAAAGGGAACCCAUGCCGGGAAAUAAACCUCCUCCACCCAGACUACCCACGUCACCAUCACUAUCCCAGCCACCAUCCGCAGCCAGUCACAACCUCAAACAUUCCCAUUAAACAGCUGUCUUUCAUUGGAAUUUCAACAUAUUCUGUAAACUCUUUCACACACUUCUCACCUUUUUCUUCAUCUCAUUCUUACAAGUUGAUGUGUUGUUUUUUUUUUCUUGUUUGUUUUAUCAUUCCACAACAGCUGUAAGCGCUUUUCCUGCUAUGGCUAUGUUUGAAGUGAGGUAUAUUUUUGUAAUUGUUAUAUUUAUGGUAGAGUGCGUUCAAACAACAACCGGUGUGCUGUGUGUGAUUUAUAGGGUGUUGGAGAAAGGGUCUGACUGUCCCCACUAAAGAAUAAUACUGUACAUGUUAAUAUGUAUAAAAAAAAAACAACAAAAUAAUGAAGAGGCACUACAUUUUUCGAUCAAAUGUAAAUAGCUCGGCCCUGUGUUCUCAUGUUACGUACUGUACGUCCCAAUGCAUUUCUUUAUGCUCUCUGGGUUAUUUAGGGAAUUCACUUUUUUUGGCAUUUCCUUUUGAUAUUCUUGAAUGUAAUCUGUCCAGAAUUGAAGGUACUGUAUGUGAAUAAAAAGAUAAGAGAAAUCUAAAA
Messenger RNA from Micropterus dolomieu (smallmouth bass), 1612 nucleotides. It is a transcript of the gene arl3b, whose product is annotated as ADP ribosylation factor like GTPase 3b. Gene Ontology annotation, biological process: cilium assembly. Bases 149 to 697 code for a protein of 182 amino acids. The transcript is spliced from 6 exons. Gene Ontology annotation, cellular component: cytoplasm; microtubule cytoskeleton. Gene Ontology annotation, molecular function: GTPase activity; GTP binding. The record is from RefSeq and is a predicted model, not a curated record. NCBI's taxonomy places the organism in Eukaryota, Metazoa, Chordata, Actinopteri, Centrarchiformes, Centrarchidae.